CACAGAGAGAAUGGAAUCACAUCCGCAUGGAUCAGGACCUGCCUUGCAGUUCACAAGUGGCUUUAGUGAAGUAUCUAGACCCGUCAAGACCUUUCAUCUUCGGGACAUCUACAAUCCCAAACCACCCCAACAAAGGACCCCUGUGGCAAUACGGCCACCCAGCCCAAAACCAGGUCCUGCUCAGGAGCCCGUCGUCUGGCGUAGGCAGUCGUGUGAGGCCGAGCCAAAACCCAUCAUGAGGAGACGGGCUAAAUCCCUCUCGUCCUCCACAGAAGAGCACACCUGCAGGAACGUGCAGGUCCGCUUUGUAGAUUCGUUAGGGUUGGAACUGGAAGAUGUGAAGUUCUUCAAGGCCAGCGAGGACCCAUUGGUGCCGGUCCACGUCAUCACAAGACUGCUGGCAAGCUCUGAGCUGGCCUCCAAGAAGAAGCUGGAGCUCUCUCUACCCUACUUCCAGCCAUCCUUCCCUGACAACAUGUGUGCCGAGGCUGGUUUCCUCAAGCGCUUGUGCCAGCAGCGAGUUUGCCUGGAGCAGGUGUUUUGCUCUGAGCUGGGAAUUAUCGGAACUGUGCAAGUGCUGAACUUGGCCUAUGAGAAAAAGGUUACGGUACGAUACUCGUUUACCGACUGGAAGUGCAGCGCGGAGAGUAAAGCGAGCUGGAUCUCCACCGUUCACAGAGAUCGGCCCGAUCCAGAGUCCGACAUGUUUCGUUUUCACCUGCCUGUCCCACCUUUCAUCAUGCAGCCAGGUGCCAUGCUACAGUUCGCCAUCUGCUACCGGGUCAGAGGAUUUGAGUACUGGGACAACAAUGGUGGGUCUAAUUAUAAACUGACCUGCCAGACGUACAAAUUGACGGUCCCCAGAGAGUGUGAAGAUAGCCUGGUGCAUUUCAUUUGACUCUUCACUAGAGAUGCCAUAUACAGUGCUGUGAAAAAGUGUUUGCCCUCAGCCUGAUUUCUUCUGUUUAUCUGUGUGUAUUUCAUACUAAACAUGAGUAAGGCAACCUGAGUAAAUACAGCUUUUAUUUAUUUAUUUUUAAUGGAGCAAAAAAGCUAUCCAACACCUAUCACCCAUGUGAAAAACAAAUUGUCCCAUUUAAUGUCAAAUCUGGUUGUGCCACCUUUACCAGCAUUAACUGUGACCAAAUGCUUCAGAUUACUGGAGAUCAGUCUUUCACAGCGCUAUGGUAGUAUUUUGGCCCUCCACACAGUUUGGCCCCAUUGUAGGGUUUUCACUGUCUGUUUAAGAAGAAAUACA
Molecule: messenger RNA, 1258 nt
Organism: Sinocyclocheilus rhinocerous
Lineage: Eukaryota; Metazoa; Chordata; Actinopteri; Cypriniformes; Cyprinidae
Product: protein phosphatase 1 regulatory subunit 3D-like
Exons: 2
Coding region: 11-898 (295 amino acids)
Biological process (GO): regulation of glycogen biosynthetic process
Cellular component (GO): protein phosphatase type 1 complex
Molecular function (GO): glycogen binding; protein phosphatase 1 binding
Source: RefSeq, a predicted model, not a curated record